Molecule: messenger RNA, 1664 nt
Organism: Etheostoma spectabile (orangethroat darter)
Lineage: Eukaryota; Metazoa; Chordata; Actinopteri; Perciformes; Percidae
Gene: slc10a4
Product: solute carrier family 10 member 4
Exons: 3
Coding region: 193-1461 (422 amino acids)
Biological process (GO): bile acid and bile salt transport
Cellular component (GO): membrane
Molecular function (GO): bile acid:sodium symporter activity
Source: RefSeq, a predicted model, not a curated record
GAGCCAAUCCGUGGCAGCAUUCUGACUAAGUGACUCGCUUUAAGACAGUGUCAUGGCACCAUCGCAUCCUCCGACCACUGGAUCCUCCACUGUUUCUUAUUAGUGACCGUGCGCCACUAGGGGAAUCAUUUUACGCGCGAGCACCUACUGGCAAAAACCGACUGUGGCGAGCCUCUGUCCUCCUGUUGCGCCAUGGAGAACUCCAGCCUGUUGGGUGGCGACGCACAGAAUGCUGGCUUGAUAGGCUUUCUUAUGUCGGACACUUUGGAUCAAGUUGUGGAUUUUCCACAGGACACUGCCAUGACUGGAUUAGUGGCCGGUAGUGCCAUCUUCCUUGAAGGCAGCACCUUCAGGACUUCCGCUGGAGCGGAGUUUAUGGCCGCUCCACCGACGGAAUCCCCUCACCUGAUGCCUGCCUUUUGGGAUUCCCCGCUCAGUCACGGAAUCAAUGUGUUUGUGGGACUUGUUCUUUGCUUCACUAUGCUGGGGCUGGGCUGUACGGUGGAGAUCAGCCAGCUUGGCCAGCACAUCCGCCGACCCAUCGGGGUGCUGCUGGCACUGGUGUGUCAGUUUGUGAUCAUGCCCUUGGUGGCCUUUCUUUUGGCUUUAGCCUUCUCUCUGGAUGAUGUGGCGGCGAUGGCCGUUCUUCUCUGUGGCUGCUGCCCCGGAGGAAACUUAUCAAAUAUCAUGUGUCUGCUGGUGCACGGAGAGAUGAAUCUAAGCAUCAUCAUGACAAUAUCUUCCACUCUGCUGGCGCUCGUGCUAAUGCCACUGUGUCUGUGGAUCUACAGCCGGGCCUGGAUCAACACACCUGUGGUGAACCUCAUGCCCUUCGGGGCCAUCAUCCUGACCCUGUGCAGCACUCUCAUCCCCAUUGGUUUGGGAGUUAUGCUGAGGUACCGAUACACGCGUGUGGCCGACACUGUGUUAAAGGUAUCCCUGUGGUCUCUGCUAGUCACCCUUGUGAUGCUGUUCAUCCUGACUGGAGCGAUGCUGGGGCCGGAGCUCCUGUCCACCAUCCCGGCCUCGGUCUACGUGGUGGCCGUCCUGAUGCCUCUGUGUGGCUACGCUGCAGGCUACGGCCUGGCCAUGCUCUUUGAACUGCCGCCCAACAGCUGCAGGUCGGUCUCUCUGGAGACGGGAUGCCAGAACGUGCAGCUGUGCACUGCCAUCCUGAAGCUGGCCUUCCCCCCUCAGCUGAUGGGAGGGAUGUACAUGUUCCCUCUGCUGUACGCCCUGUUCCAAGCAGCCGAGGCGGGCAUUUUCAUCCUGGCCUACAGGAUGUACAGGAAGAACGUCCUGCACAAACCAGACCCCGCUUGGGACAGCGAGGACACGGAUAUAACUUAUCAAAGAUUUCAGGAUGAUGAGUACAUUGACUCUUCUUAUGGUGCCGUUACAGUGAGUGACCCAAACACCAUCAUGUUGGACCCCUGUCCUCCUGAUCCAACUCCUGUUUAAUGUGCACAUUUUAAAUAUUGCUUCCCUACAAGUGGAUUCCUCGUUUUGAUUGCUAUCAUUCAUAAAGGAAAAACUUGGAAAACAGGAUGACUAUGCAGGGAAAUCCAGAAUGUUUAUCACUGACCUGACUGCUGUUAAAAAAAAAGGUGCUUUCUGACAUAAGCUUCAAUCAUUCUGUUUGACAUCCAUGUCUAAUAUGGGAU